CGGACAGCCGCAGCCAUGGCGACACCCUCCUCUCGCCCCCGUCUCCUUCCCCUCAUGCGCCGCGCCAUCAAGAUAAGGCGGCCCCGGGGCCCGGGUGCCCUCCCACAGCCGUGCCCCCCGCUGCCCAGCGCCCAGGUGGACGCCGGACCCCACGACUUUUCCCCGGAGGAGCGGGCACAGCUGUACGAAGAGGCGCUGUACACCGUCCUGCACCGGCUGGGCAGGCCCGAGCCCCACCACGUCGCCCAACUGGACGAGCUCUUUCGCUACCUGCAGGCGGCCUUUCACACGGAGCCUGAAGAACACAGGCAGCUGCUCCAGCGGGUUCAGGAGCUUGAGAAGCCUGUGCUGUGUUUAAAGGCCACGGUGAAGCAGGCCAAAGGCAUUCUAGGAAAGGAUGUCAGCGGGUUCAGCGACCCGUACUGCCUGCUGGGCAUCGAGGGGCGGGGGGCCCCCGGGUCAGAGGGCAGCCCCGGGCCCCAGCGGCGCCGGCAGAAGGCCGUGGUGAGAAACACCAUCCCUGAGGACCAGACCCACCGCACCCAAGUCAUCAACCAGACCCUCUGCCCCGUCUGGGAAGAGACCUUCAUCCUGGAGUUUGAGGAUGUAAACAGCUCCAGUUUCCACCUGGACAUGUGGGACGCAGACGAGGUGGAGUCGGUGCGGCAGAAGUUAGGCGAGCUGACGGACUUGCACGGCCUCCGCAGGAUUUUCAAGGAGGCUCGGAAGGACAAGGGGCAGGACGACUUCCUGGGGAAUGUGGUCCUGAGGUUGCAGGACCUGCGUUGCCGAGAGGACCAGUGGUACCCGCUGGAGCCCCGGACGGAGACAUACCCGGACCGAGGGCAGUGCCACCUGCAGUUCCUGCUCAUCCACAAGCGGAGGGCCACCACGCUGAGCCGCAGUCAGCCCAGCUACACGGUGCACCGCUGGCUCCUGCAGCAGUUCGUCUCCCACGAAGUCACCCAACACCAGGCCAGUACCUCCUGGGACGGGGAGCUGAGCGCUCAGGCCUCCACCAUCCUCUUCCUCCACGCCACGCAGAAAGACCUGUCCGACUUUCACCAGGCCAUGGCGCAGUGGCUGGCAUACAGCCGGCUGUACCAGAGCCUGGAGUUCCCCGGCAGCUGUCUGCUGCACCCCAUCACCAGCAUCGAGUACCAGUGGAUCCAGGGCCGCCUCAAACCCGAGCAGCAGGCCGAGCUGGCCACCUCCUUCAGCUCAUUGCUGGCCUACGGGCUCCGCCUGCUGCGGAAGCUUCGCGACAUCUUCCCUCUCUCGGCCCCCGGCUCCCCUGCCCGGCUCCAGUCCCUGCUCAGGGUCCUGGUGCAGAUGUGCAAGAUGAAGGCGUAUGGGGAGCUUUGCCCGGACAGUGCCCCCCUCCCCGAAUUGGUCACUGAUGCGCUGCGGGUGGGCACCCGGGAGUGGUUCCACAUGCAGCAGCAUCAGCCCAUGACCCAGGAUGUGCAGGAGACGGGCAAGGCGGUGCUGAGCCUGGUUCUGGAGGUCACCGGGGCCCUGCAGCAGACCCUGCGCACCUGGAGCAAAGUCUUCAGCAACACCCUGAAGAUCGACAUCUUCUCUAUAACCUUCCUCGAGCUCCAGGAGCAGGUGGCCCAGCAAGUGCGGGAGUACGUGUCCGCGGCCGGCCGCCAGCUGUCCCCGGAGGUCGGGGAGAACCUCUUCCAGCUCUACAUCAGCCUCAAGGAGCUGCACCAGCUGGGUGAACACCUGCCCCACAGGGACAGCCCCCUGGCCCUGGAUGGCUUCCAGCGUUGGUUCCAGCCGGCCCUCCCCUCCUGGCUGCAGAAGACCUACAGCGUGGCCCUGGCCCGGCUGCAGCGGGCCGUGCAGAUGGACACGCUGGUGCCCCUGGGCGAGCUCAGCAAGCACAGCACGUCGGCCGUGGAUCUGUCCACCUGCUUCGCCCAGAUCGGCCGCACGGCCCAGCAGCUGGACUGGCCGGACCCCGAGGAAGCCUUCGUGAUCACGGUCAAGUUUGUCGAGGACACCUGUAAGCUGGCCCUGGUGUACUGCAGCCUGGUCAAGGCCCGGGCCCGGGAGCUUUCCGACGGCCACAAGGACCAGGGGGAGGCGGCCAACAUGCUGUGCGUGGUGGUGAACAACAUGGAGCAGCUGCGGCUGGUGGUCCUCCGGCUGCCCGCCCAGCUGCGGUGGGAGGAGCUGGAGCGGCGGACGGAGGCCGUGCUGGAGCCAGGGCAGCUGCAGCACACCCUGCACGCCCAGCUGCGGGGAGCCCUGGCCGGGCUGGACCACGAGAUCCGCAGCGGCGUCCACACGCUGGCCCAGGAGCUGGAGGUUGGCAUCGCCAAGCACAUUCAGAAGCUGCUGAGCUCCAGUGAGGGGACCCUACCCGAGGACGCCAUCCUGCCCCUGAUGAAGUUCCUGGAGGCGGAGCUGCAGUACAUGAAUGGGAACCUGGUGCAGGAGAACUUCAACAGCCUCCUGGAGCUGCUCUGGUCUCACACGCUGACGGUGCUGACGGGCGCCGCCUUCCAGCCCCAUCCGCCCUCUGCCUACCGCAAGCUGUUCGCUGCCCUCAAGAACCUGGCGCUCUGCUUCCACGGCGAGGGCUGCGGCCUGCCCGUCCAACAGCUGCACACCACCCCCUUCCACGUCCUGCAGGAGGAACUGGAGCUGCGGGCGGCCUCCAGCCACGAACUGAUCCGGCGCUACUUCAGCGGCCGCAUCCGGCAGCAGCUGGCCGUGACCUCGGAGGAGUUUGGGGCCAUCACGGUCAAGGUGUCGUACCGGCCGGCGGAGCAGAAACUGCGGGUGGAAGUGCUCAGCGCCGUCAACCUGCUGCCCCUGGAUUCUGACGGCUCCAGCGAUCCCUUCGUGCAGCUGACCCUGGAGCCCCGCCACGCCUUCCCGGAGGUGGCUCUGCGCCAGACCCAGUGCCGCAAAAAGGAGCUGCAUCCCCUGUUUGAUGAGGCCUUUGAGUUCCUGGUGCCCACAGAGCCGUGCCAACGGCCAGGGGCCUGUCUGCUGCUCACCGUGCUGGACCACGACACGCUGGGGUCCGACGACCUGGAGGGAGAGGCCUUCCUGCCUCUGAGCUCUGUGCCCGGGCUCGGGGGGGCCUCAGAGUCCGGCCCCGUGCCCCAGACCCGCCUGCCCCUCACUCGUCCCAGCCCUAGCGGUGACCCGAUCCUGAAGCUACUGGAGAGUCGGAAGGGCGACCGGGAAGCCCAGGCCUUUGUCAAGCUACGACGGCAACGGGCCAAGCAGGCCCGGUAGCGGGCGGCUCGGACCCUGCUGGGCGGAAGGUGGAAGCGGCAGAGGCCUGGCGGUGGACUCACGGUGGGCGAGCACUCAGCCGGAGAUGGUGCAGCUUGGCCCGGCCCGGACACGGAGGAGCCCCUUGCCAGGUUCCGCAUUCACCCUGGGCCCUGCUGCAUGAGCGGGGUGGAGCUGUGCAGGGGACCAGUUUUAGGUUGUUGCCGGGCAGUGGAGCCUCAGCUGCCCACUGUGUCAGAUCUGGGGAGGGGUGUGGUGCCCCCCAAUGCCCCCGUCCUCUCUCCUCUCACACGGCCCCCCACCCCAAUCAGACACAGGGCCCGCUGCUUUUUCUUAGCAAAAAAAUAAAAAUUUAUUGUCCUCUUAAAAAAUCCA
This is a messenger RNA of Tachyglossus aculeatus (Australian echidna), 3636 nucleotides long. RefSeq names its product unc-13 homolog D (gene UNC13D). Lineage: Eukaryota; Metazoa; Chordata; Mammalia; Monotremata; Tachyglossidae. The record is from RefSeq and is a predicted model, not a curated record. Bases 16 to 3261 code for a protein of 1081 amino acids. The transcript is spliced from 32 exons.